This is a messenger RNA of Varanus komodoensis (Komodo dragon), 8536 nucleotides long. RefSeq names its product ADAM metallopeptidase with thrombospondin type 1 motif 7 (gene ADAMTS7). The transcript is spliced from 22 exons. Gene Ontology annotation, biological process: proteolysis; extracellular matrix organization. The record is from RefSeq and is a predicted model, not a curated record. Gene Ontology annotation, molecular function: metalloendopeptidase activity. NCBI's taxonomy places the organism in Eukaryota, Metazoa, Chordata, Lepidosauria, Squamata, Varanidae. The coding region runs from base 2449 to 7311 and encodes 1620 amino acids. Gene Ontology annotation, cellular component: extracellular matrix.
CCACAGGGUCUAUCGGCGCCACGUUCCAGAGUAUGAGGCAGAAGAGUUUAUUUCAGUAGUGAGCACAAAGCAAGGGAUGAACCAGCUGACCCAGUCCAGGAUGUGUGGAGUGCAAGGUACUUUUUUCUAGCCUUCAGAUAAUUUGUAGCCCGAAGAACCGUUCUGCUGAGAGGAGCUUACAAUUGCUACCCAUGUUGUGAAGCCACAAGAUCUUGUCUUGUCCUCAGUGGACAGAGCAAUGAAGCUUGUUUAAAUAUGUUUCAUACUUCUUUUGUUGAGAAGGAUUGAAUGUGUCCAUUGGUAGAGACAAAGGGAACUGAAUUUGCAAAGCCAUCUUUUUUGUCAGUGUCUUAGAUUUGCUCACCUCUGCUGCUGUUUAUAUUUUGAAAAGUAGAAGGGGGUCGUCUUCAUGCAGCUGAUGCCAGGCCGGUUGGCUGUUCUCAUUCCUAACUCAGUUCUCCCUUUCUCAAAAUCUGCCCAGGGAUGUGUUGGCAUUGCAGGUUGGGAGUAGGUUGUGGCUACUGUUUGCAACAGGAAUUCGGAAGAAAGAUCAGCAUUAGGGGAGGGUAGCCCAAAAGGGCUCUUCCCCUCUGCAUUCAUCCAAAACAUCUGGCUAUGAAGGGGAAAGGGGGGACACACCAGGAGCAGAUCGUGUCUGGCAGGUUCAGGAACACUGAAACUUGUUAUGGAUAGGCAGACAAAGAUGCUUUAGCAGAGUUUUGUUGAGAUGUGGCCCUAAAAGUGGAACCUGGGACAUCCAGUGCGGCUGCACAGUGGGAGCUUCAGGGCUGGGCAAAGGAAAGACGUGUCAGGGAUUUGCUCCCGUAAGGUGUGGUGGCGGCCACCAACCUGGACAAGGAUUGGGUCAGUUCGUGGUGGGAGAAGCUAUGAAUGGCUGCUGAGUGCUGACAGCUCAAAAUUACCUCCUGCAUCAGAGGCAGCUUGCUGGGCACAGCAGUGAGAGGAGCCGUUUCCUUCAUGGCAACAGUGAUGCCUCCGAUAGGCCUUAAAUCUCUGGACUGACUGUUUUUAUAUUUUUGUAUCUUACCCAAAUGUGUAGUCCUGUCAGUUUAUACUUGUGUUGUUUUAUAACAUAUUAGCACGCUUUAGUAGUGUGUUUUAUAAGUUGCUUCAAGCAAUUUUAGUGAAAAUGGCUGAAACAAAUAUUCUUCAAGCUCUGCAGUUUGGGCUGAGUGGGUGGGAGGAAGGCUCCUCUUCUUGAGUCAUAAACAAAGUUGCAAAGUCUCUUGGUUUUGGUGAACUCCUGAACAUUUGGAUACAAUUCAGAGUAGCAUUUUCUGAAUUUUUGAAGAGGCAUUACUUUUUCUGAAGCUCUUUCAGCUUAUAAUUGACCGUGACCAUGGUUCUGAGACGGCAAAAGAGAGGCUGUUCUUGUACGCCAUGGAACAGUCAUGGCAGUCUGCUCUCCGUCUGGCAGUGGCGUCUGGAUCGCCUCUGGCCCCAGUCAUUUUGCUCUGUGUCACCGCUGAAGAACUGCUGGACCAAACCGGGUAACGUCCCAGUGGAGUCUGAUUCAAUGUGAGCCAGGAAGCAACCGAAGUGCAGAAUUUGCUUCAGGUCACAGCUGGGAUUAGAAACGGAAGCAGUUCCCUCGCCAGAAGCAUUUUCCCUUCAAAGCUAGUGUUGGUUGUGCGUGAAGAGCAGGCUCUUCUGAAACGAAGUUUGGGAGGUUUUUCACUGGCACCCUUGGCUCCUGAAGCCGCUCAGAUUGUUGACAGCUGUGCGGUGGCGAGGCAGUGCCAUCUGCGUGUUUUCCUGGAAGGGUUUUGCUCCUUUCAUCUGUUUUCUUGCGCGUGAGUCCAUGUGAGAUGUUGGCAGCAUCUCUCAUGCCACAUCAAAGAGCGACACAUUCCAGACGUCAGCCCUGAAGGGUGUUGGGAGCUGGUUGCCCCCCAAGCCCCGCAUUCUUGCUCAAACCAGAUCACAGAGGUCAUUAGCAAAAGACAUCAGGCUAGUUUGGAAACCAGCUUAUUAGAGAGGUGGCAGCUCAUGCCAGCAAGAAGUUCAUUUCAAACAUGAUCCCCAUCCCAACCAGAGUUCACUCCACCCUCAGGAAGGUUCCUGGUGCUUGUGGGCCAGACAGCAGGGAUUCUGAAUGCUGCUCAAUCAGCCCGCUCUCUUGAGCUGAUGUUGGACGAUGGGACUAGUUGAACUGCUCUGACUCCACCGGUUCAGCAGAGUCUCUCCCAAAACCAGAGAGUGUCAUGCUCUUGCCAUCCCUUUGCUCACAUUGCGGGGCUUGGUGGCCUUGACCUCUCAGCUUAGAGUUCUGAGCCCACCUUUUCCUCCAGACCGGAUUCAGAGUCUGAGCAUGACCUUGGGAUGCUGCCUUGGGAAAAGCAGGCCACUCCCUGUGCAGGGGCGCAAACAACAGCCUGCCAGGUGGGAUGCUGAGUGGGGAGGGUGGAAGUAAGGAGCCCAGGCGGCAUGGGUGGACCUGGCCUAAGGCACAGCGAUGCUCCCGGGGGGGGACAGCAGGGUGUCCGGCGUGCUGAGGCCCCUCUCCUCUCACCUCUCCUAUGCCAAGGGAGCCUCAUGCACUCGGAGAAGCAGAGGGAAAAGUGGGAGGAGAGGCAGCAGAAGCGGCGGCGGCUCAGGCAGCGCUCCGUCAGCAAGGAGAAGUGGGUGGAGACCCUGGUGGUGGCGGACGCCAAGAUGGUGCAGCACCACGGCAGCGAGCACGUGGAGAAGUACGUCCUGACGGUCAUGAACAUGGUGGCUGGUUUAUUCCACGAUGCAAGCAUUGGGAACCCAAUCCACAUUUCUAUCGUGCGCCUCAUCUCCCUGGAAGAGGAAGAGAAAGAUCUGAAGAUUACGCACCACGCAGACAACACCCUGAGGAGUUUCUGCAAGUGGCAGAAGGCCAUCAACAUCAAGGGGGAUGCUCACCCGCUGCACCACGACGUUGCAGUCCUGCUGACGAGGAAGGACCUCUGCACAGCCAUGAACCAUCCGUGCGAGACGCUGGGCCUGUCUCACGUCUCUGGCAUGUGCCAGCCCCACCGGAGCUGCAACAUCAACGAGGACACGGGGCUUCCCCUGGCAUUCACGGUGGCCCAUGAGCUCGGACACAGUUUUGGGAUUCAGCAUGAUGGAAGCGGCAAUGACUGUGAGCCAGUGGGGAAAAGACCUUUCAUCAUGUCUCCACAGCUCCUGUAUGACACGUCGCCACUCACCUGGUCCCACUGCAGCCGGGAAUACAUCACCCGCUUCCUCGACCGGGGCUGGGGGCUUUGCCUGGACGACCCGCCGGCCAAGGACAUGAUCGACUUCCUCUCCGUGCCGCCUGGGGUCCUCUACGACGUUGGUCACCAGUGCCGUCUCCAGUAUGGCCCCUACUCCACCUACUGCGACGACAUGGACAACGUCUGCAGCACGCUCUGGUGCUCCGUGGGGAACACGUGCCACUCCAAGCUGGACGCGGCCGUCGACGGCACCAGAUGCGACGACGACAAGUGGUGCUUCGAUGGAGAGUGCGUCCGCGUGGGCCACCGGCCGGAGCCCGUCGACGGGGGCUGGGCCGCCUGGAGCUCCUGGGCGGGCUGCUCCCGGACCUGCGGGGGCGGCGUGCAGAAUGCGGAGCGGCAGUGCAGCAGCCCCACGCCAAAGUACGGGGGCAAAUUUUGCCUGGGGGAGCGGAAACGCUUCCGAGUGUGCAGCACCCAGCCGUGCCCGGCAGGCAAGCCGUCUUUCCGCCACGUCCAGUGCAGCUACUUCGAUGCCAGGCCCUACAAAGGGAAACUUUAUAAAUGGACUCCAGUGCCUAAUAAGAGCAGCCCCUGCGAACUGCACUGCCGCCCAGAAAACGGGUACUUUGCCGAGAAGCUCCGGGAUGCUGUUGCCGACGGGACGCCCUGCUACGAAGGAAGCGCCAGGCGGGACCUGUGCAUCAACGGGAUCUGCAAGAACGUUGGCUGCGACUACGAGAUUGACUCCUACGCUGUCGAGGACCGGUGCGGCAUGUGUCGCGGGGAUGGCUCCACCUGCCAGACGGUCAAGAGGACCUUCGAGGAGCGCGAGGGCCGAGGUUAUGUUGAUGUGGGACUGAUCCCAGCUGGAGCACGAGAAAUUCAGAUUGAGGAGGUGGCCGAAGCGGAGAAUUUCCUGGCCCUGCGAAGCGAAGACCCAGAGAAAUACUUCCUGAACGGUGGCUGGACCAUCCAGUGGAAUGGUGAUUACCAGGUGGCUGGGACAACCUUCACCUACAAGAGAACGGGAAACUGGGAGAACCUCACGUCUCCGGGGCCCACAGAGGAGCCCGUCUGGAUUCAGCUCUUGUUCCAGGAGAAGAACCCGGGAAUUCGCUAUCAAUACACCAUCCAAAGGGAGGCAGACAGUGAAAAUGAGAUCGCUCCAGCCGAGUUCUUCUGGCAGUACGGCAGCUGGACAGCGUGCACGGCCUCCUGUGGGACAGGUGUCCAGAGACAGACGGUGCGCUGCACCGAGAAGGUGGCCGGGGUUGUGGAGGACCGUUACUGCGGGGCACUCAGCCGGCCCGAUGACAAGCAGAGGAGCUGCGGCGAGGAGCCGUGCCCCGCCAGGUGGUGGACGGGCGAGUGGCAGGCCUGCUCGGCCACCUGCGGGGACACAGGGCUGAUGCGGAGGACCAUCCUCUGCAUCCAGAGCGUGGCCCCAGACGAGCAGCAGGCCCUGCCGCCCAGCGAGUGCCAGCACCUCCCCAGGCCGGAUGCCACCGCCCCCUGCAACCGGGAGCGCCUCUGCCCGGCUCAGUGGGCCACGGGCAACUGGACCCAGUGCUCCGUGACAUGUGGGAGCGGGACCCAGGAGCGGCCCGUCCGCUGCCCCGGCGGCACCCGAGCCCCUUGCGAUGCGGGGCAGAGACCCGUCUCCAGGGCCGCCUGCUCCAUGCCGCCCUGCGGGGACAGGGCGGAAAGCAGUCUCCCGGACUGGUCUGGCAGCGGGUCGUCAAGCCGGGAGCUCUUCAACGAGAUCCAUUUCCUGCCCAACCGCCACGUCCCCAAGCCGAGUUCCUCACAGCCCAGUGCCACAGGUCUCAACGUCCUCCUCGAGGACAAUUUUCCGUCCAGCAGCAGUCGGCAGGGAAAUGUGUUCGUGGAUGAUUUUUACUACGAUUACAAUUUCAUCAACUUCCACGAAGAUCUGUCCCUUGACCCAGCGGGUGAAAUGGAUGGCAGGAAGGAGGGUUCGGACCCAGAUGCCGAGGAGCAGACUCCCGAGGGCACAACGAAGGGUCCUGAAGAAACGCACCCCGGCCUUCUCCUGACCGCACGUCCGGAGGAUGGGGUGGAAGGGACAAGCACUGCUCCGGCUCCUCGGCCCCGUGAUGAAGGGGAAGCUAACACGAUUCAGGAUCACGGCAUUCUUGCCGGUUGGCACGAUCCUCCGGAUGCCACCGUUGCCACCACAGCCACCACCUCCUCUGCAGUCCAGGAGAAGCGCUUCUGGGCCACGCUUCUGCCAGGUUCUCCAUCUACCUCAGCAGCAACGAGCUCUCCGGCGAGCAGUGGCAGUCGCGUGUCAGGAACAACUCACGGAGCACCUCUUCCAGGCAGGCUUUUGGGAGAGGACACGGCAGCCACCGUUCCGUCUUUUGGCUUUCCUGGCAUGGCCAUUCUAACACCCACAGUUCCUCCUGGCUGGAGCAGCCGCAGUCAGGGAAGCACGUCUGGUGCCCCUGGCAGAAGGGACCAAGACCUCAAAAGCUUGGUGCUUCCUGGUCAUGACGAUGGCGAAGAGCAAAACUCGUGGGAAACGGUGGAAGUGGGCAAUGGGGAGCCAAGUAACGCAGGCAAGGCUGAUGGCAGCAGUGCCGUGGACACCCCUCACGGGGCACAAGACGCUUGGCUCAACCCCGUUGGGAUGGAGCUGGCAGGAACAAGCAGACCAGCUGGCCACUCUGCCCCUCCGCCAGCUCGUUCCACCAAAGCCACCCUUGAGCUUUCCAUGCAGAAUGGCAAGGAGCUGGAUCACACCGUGAGCUCACCCAUUCUAGGAAGCAACCAGAGCAAGGUGGAAAAUACACAGAACCCCCCACGCGCCUCCACCAGGGGCACUCUGUCCCCGCCGGCUGACCCUCUACCGGAAGGGCCCUCCCCUUCUGACCCCCACAGCCCAGGUGCCUGGGGACAGCAGGCACCGACCAAGCUGGAGCCCACUCUUCCCAGCCCUUCCCCUUCCACGCUGGCUGCACCACGGGAGAAGGAAGCCAGUGAGAGGAAGAGGAGCCCGGAGACAAAGCCUGCAUUGUCUCCCAAGGCUCAUGGACCCUUCCAGGGCACAGAAGAAAGCUUGCCCAACGGGAUUCACUGGAUAUUUGCUCCUGGCAGUCCCGGCUGGGGGCCCGGCCUCACCACUGCGGUACCCCAGGAGGCAGGGAAGAGCGAGGCGCCCCCUGUGGUUCCCCCAGCGGUGGGACUCGCUGCCGCCAAUGCCAGCUGGGAAUCUGGAAACUGGAGUGAGUGCUCAGCCACCUGCGGGCUGGGGGCCAUCUGGAGGACCGUGCGCUGCAGCUCGGGAGUGGAGGCGGAGUGCGACCCCGCCGGGAAGCCCUCUCCCGCCCGAAGGUGCUACCUGGGGCCCUGCGCGGCCUGGCGUGCCGGCGCCUGGAGCAAGUGCUCCAAGGCCUGCGGUGGGGGAGUGAAGCUGCGGGACGUCCACUGCGCGGACAGCCGGGACCAGCGGCCCCUCCGCCCCUUCCACUGCCAGGCUGUCCCUUACAAGCCGCCGACGCAGGCCCCCUGCCACACCGAGCCGUGCCUGCGCUGGUACACGUCCCCCUGGAGAGAGUGCUCCGAGCCGUGCGGGGCAGGGGAGCAGGAGCGCCUGGUCACCUGCCCAGAGGUCGGGAGAUGCGACGAAGCCGCGCGGCCUGACAGCACACGCGUCUGCAACACCCACCCGUGCACCAAGUGGACCGUGGGCUCCUGGGGACAGUGCACAGCCACGUGCGGGGGAGGCAUCCAGAGGCGGCAGGUGAAGUGCGUGAACACGCGGACUGGCGAGGCCGAGGAGGACAGCGGCCAGUGCGGGCACGAGCUGUGGCCCGAGAGCACCCAGAAAUGCAACCCUCAGGACUGCGCCGACGACGACCCGAGCUUCGUCUGCGAGCGCAACCGGCUUUCCUUCGGCUUCUGCCAGACCCUGCUGCUGCUGGGGAGGUGCCACCUCCCAACGGUCCGCAUCCAGUGCUGCCAGACCUGCCACCAGCAUGGCCCCGGCCACCCGGAGCGUGGCAACCAGCGCGCCUCCCGGAAGUCCCCGCACGUUUGCUCUUCAGCAAGCGGACGUUUUGCCGUUUGUGGCGCGUGACUGCAGGCCUCUCCAGGCUUCCAGAGGGGAGCUGACGUCUCUCGGAGGGAUCUUUCCCUGCAUGCACGGUCACCCGCAAUGUCCUACAGAAGAAACCUGAUGGGGGAAGACGGCACGACCACACGACAGCAAUAAUCCAGAGGUGAUCUCAGAAAGGUCUCCGGUGCUACCACAAGGCUCCUGUUCAGGGUUAACUAGGUGUUGGCAGGCCAGCACGGAACUCUUGCCUAGGCAAUUUUUAAACAAUAAUAAUCAAAACCGUUAUUUUUAUAUUUUACAAGAGUGAACAUCCAGCCUUCCUGACAGUGCUACGAGUGUCUGAUCACCUGGUUGCAUUGUUGUGAUUGCGACUAUUUUGCUUCUUGUUGGCAUGAAGAGCUUAAAGGAGCGAGCUAGCAUCACCACUCCCUCAUUUCAGGCUGGCUGCGAACUGCCAGCCGCGGGGACCAAGUCUGUGGCAGGCAGAGUUUAACUCGGGCCUAAACUGGGUGCCAGCAGGAGUCCCGUGAGUGCAAACUCCGUGGCGCACGCUGUGUUUUUCCUGGUCACAAGGUCUGAAUCUCCAGUCAGCCACUUUUCACCAGGCUACCAUCAUCACCCACUGAAUGCCCACGACUGUCAAGAUCACUUUUUUUCCGUGACCCAGGGACUUUCAUGACGCUGCGGUUCCAACACAGUUCACCCAUAGCAACAUCCACAAACACGCACUCUCAUAGAAUGGUUCUUUGCUUUUGACCUCCAUUGAUAAUGGCUCAGAGGACUUUGUACUGCAUUUAAGUCCUUUGUUUGUGUAAUUAAACUUUCUUACUGCAUGUAUUAUCCAGGCUAAGAGCAGGAUGACCAAAAAUUAAAAGACUGAGGCUACAAUCUGUCCGUCCUUCAGCAAACUCAGUUAAAUGUUAUAGAUCUUACUGCUUUGUGGCUCCUCUGUCUCAAAGUUACAUUUCUCCCAAAUCUUUUAAAAUUGCUCUUGAUGUGUGCUAGGUAAAACCAUUUCUCAACAAAGAGUGUGGUACGCCUCGGUUGUACGUCAGAGCCAGAUAAAGACUGUCUCCAGCAAGAGAAAUACUUAAGUGUGCAUGCAAAAAGUUAUCAUCUCAAAUACAGAAGAUUUAAAAAAAAUCUUUUCCCAAGAAGAUACAACAGAAAUGUAUUGUCCUAAUUUUGAUUCUGUUUAAUGGCUGUAGCUCUCAAGUGUGUUAAAUUAAAUUGCUGUUACACAGCC